UUAUAGCUUAAAGGAUUCUUAUAUGACAUCCGUGAUGCUAGCGAUGCAGGCCUUUCACAGCCUUGAAGCUGUCAAUAUAAGAACAGAACGUAGCAACACUACGUAGCAACACAACCCUGCAAACAUCCGAACCAGACUGGAGACCGGACCGCUGAUUGCGUCAUAGUCUGCAGCUAAAGAAUGAGACGACAACAAGUCGCUUGUGUCAUCGCCAUGCUCGUCCUGCUGGGCUCCGACCUGGGGUCCUCGCCGUGGACGGACCGUCCCAUCCACGCCGACGAGCCCUUCCUGUUCACGUGGAACGCCCCCACCGAGCUAUGCGACCUUCACUUCGGCCUUCCGCUCGACCUCUCCCACUUCCACUUGGUGAGCAGCACGCUGAGGACGGCCACCAACCAGAGCGUCUCCAUCUUCUACAUCGACCGCUUCGGUAUCUUCCCGUACGUGGACGAGGACACGGGCGAGUUUGUGCAAGAUGGUCUACCUCAGCUGGUGGACCUUGAGGAACACCAUGAAGUCGCUGAAGGUCAUGUGGAAUUCUACAUCCCGGUCGACGAGCCGGGACUCGCCGUGCUGGACUUUGAAGAAUGGAGACCCCAGUGGGCGAGGAACUGGGGGAGCAAAGACAUCUACCGGCAGAUUUCCAUCCAAAGAGUCAAACGGAAUUCAACGUUAUCCGACGACGAAGCGGAAGAACGCGCUAAGAUGUUGUUCGAACGCGCCGCCAAGAGGUACUUCCUGCGUUCCAUUCGCAUUGGGAAGCGUCUACGACCCCAACGACUGUGGGGGUACUACCUUUACCCCGACUGCUACAACUACGACUACAACCAGGACUUGGAUACCUUCACCGGGGAAUGUCCCGCCUUGGAGAAAACACGCAACGACGAGCUAAUGUGGCUGUGGCGGGAAUCCACCGCGCUCUUCCCGUCCAUCUACCUGGAAGUGGUUCUCCGGGAGUCGGCACAAGCGCGUCUUUACGUGCGGCAUCGACUCCGGGAGGCGAUGAGGGUGUCUGCGCUCGCCGACGCCCCGUACGCGAUCCCGGUGUACGCCUACAUCCGCCCCGUGUACAAGGACAGCACCGACGACUACAUGUCCGAGGUGGAUCUGGUCAGCACCAUCGGGGAGGCGGCCGCUCUGGGGGCCGCCGGUGUCGUGGCCUGGGGUGACAUGAAUGUCACAAACAGUGAGGAGUCCUGUCUGGACGCCUGGCGCCACCUGUAUCACGUCAUGAACCCGUACAUCCUCAACGUCACCACGGCAACCAAGAUGUGCAGCGAGGCUCUGUGCCAGGGUCGAGGCCGCUGCGUGAGGAAGCGCUGGGAUGACGACGUCUUCCUCCACCUGGACCCACGCCGCUUCCGGAUCCAUCGCCAGCGCCCCGGCGGCCCGCUCGCGGUGCGCGGGGGCGGGCUCUUGCAGGAUGACGUGAUGUGGUUCGACCGCCAUUUUGAUUGCAUGUGCUACGGCCAAGGGGCGUGUCGCUCCGUUAAGGUCCUUAACGACAUCCAGGAGGCCGCCUUCGAAGCGAGGAGCGGCUCGGAUGGAUCAUCUCCAUGGCGAUACGCCUUGAUGCUAACCGUCCUUGCCAUGGUGUCGUUCUUCUGACCUUGAAGGGUGUAAAGGUCAAAGGGGGGGGGGGGGUUCGACUCCUUUCCAAAUUUGGAACCCCAUUUUUAAGCCCCAGUGGGCACCACUACCACCCUUAAUGCUCAAUGCUGAUGAUGAAACUAAAUAAAACUAAAUUAUUAAAACUAAAUUCAUUCAUUUUAUACCGCUUUUUCCUCACUGGUGGCCAGCCAAUCACAGGGCACAUAUAGACAAACAACCAUUCACAUUCAUACCUAUGGACAAUUUGGAGUCGCUAAUUAACCUAGCAUGUUUUUUUUGGAAUGUGAGAGGAAACCGGAAUAACCGGAGAAAACCCAACAUGCAAACUCCACACAGAGAUGCCCGAGGGGUGGAAUUGAACCCUGGUCUCCUAGCUGUGAGGUCUGCACGCUAACCACUAUACCGCCGUGCCGCCUAAAACUAAAUUAUUAAAAAACUAAAACUAA
Messenger RNA from Doryrhamphus excisus (bluestripe pipefish), 2057 nucleotides. The record is from RefSeq and is a predicted model, not a curated record. Lineage: Eukaryota; Metazoa; Chordata; Actinopteri; Syngnathiformes; Syngnathidae.